This is a messenger RNA of Sphaerodactylus townsendi, 1917 nucleotides long. RefSeq names its product regulator of G-protein signaling 4-like. The transcript has 3 exons. The coding region runs from base 118 to 492 and encodes 124 amino acids. Lineage: Eukaryota; Metazoa; Chordata; Lepidosauria; Squamata; Sphaerodactylidae. The record is from RefSeq and is a predicted model, not a curated record.
CCAGGGUCAGGCCUGCUAAAAUCUCCAGCUGCGUGGAGAUCUUUGAGCUAUUUCUGUUCUUUGUCUUUCAGGCCAACUCUGGAGGAGGCCCAGGAAUGGGCUGAAUCGCUGGAAAAAAUGUUGCUUCAUCCGUAUGGCCAGCGUGCUUUCCGUGCUUUCUUGGAAUCCGAAUUCAGCGAAGAGAACCUGGAUUUCUGGAUGGCCUGUGAAGACUACCGGAAGCUCCGAGGCUGCGACAAGCUUCAGGACAAUGCCAGAAAAAUCUAUGACCAGUAUGUCACCAUCCAGGCCCCCAAAGAGGUGAACCUCGAUUCCCAGACCAGAGAUGUCACCAACCGGAACAUUUUGCUCCCCACCCGCAGUUGCUUUGAGCAGGCACAAAGGCGUAUCUUUGGCCUGAUGGAGAAGGACUCGUACCCCAGAUUCCUGCGCUCCCCAGUUUACCAAGCUCUGGUUCAGCCAAAUGGACAGGACCCCAAUGGAGCCAUGUAAACCCCAGGAAUGACGAGGACUGGAAAGGGGCCCUUUCUUAGGCUACUGCCAGGACCUUGAGACUGUGCGCUCCCAAAAAAGGAAGCAAGAGAGGCAGACUGAGCUGGUUCUCAGAGGCUCAUGCUGGACGGACACACACAAAAAGCAAUUUAAAUAUUUCUGAAGCAAGAUUAGCGUGUGGAAAGUUUGGAGUGGGGAGAUUUUGGUGGAUCAAUCAUAAAAAAAAUACAGAAUCAGAGGCAACACAGUGGACAAUUGAGGCUUCCGUGAUCAGAUGUUACAAAUAUGAAAUACGGUGUCAUGCACACGUUUAGGAUUCUGGGAUGCUUCCCUACAGCGAUAAGGAAGAUGCUGCAGAAGAAGAGAAGCUACAUCUCGCCGAGUCUCCAAGAGGGAGAAAGUUCGGUCUUUUGUCUCACCUCACGUCUUUGGUGCAGUGGUAUCAGGGACUGAGCAACUGGGUCUAUGAAUGGCGUGGAGCUCGCUUUAGAGCAGCGGUUCUCAACCUGUGGGUCGCGACCCCUUUGGGAGUCGAACGACCCUUUCACAGGGGUCACCGAAGACUCUCUGCAUCAGCGUUCUCCAUCUGCAAAAUGGAUAAAUGUGAGGGUUGGGGGUCACCACAACAUGAGGAACCGUCUUAAAGGGUCGCGGCAUUUGGAAGGUGGAGAACCACUGCUUUGGAGAGCUACCUAGGAGUGUUUGUGCUCAGGCUGCAGCGCCCUCUUGAGGCGUGAAAGGAAAUGUAUAACAUUGGCCCUCAUGAGAUUGGCGGACAGCACAAAGGUCCUGGAUUGACCCGGCCUGGUGUAAAUGCCAGGAGCCAAGUCUCCUGCCUUCUGGUGGUCGACAAAGCAGUGCCUUCAGCUCGUUGCAAGCGGGGCUCCAAGACUCCAGCCCCAAUUGCAGCAACUGACCCUGAACUGGAGAAUGUGUCCACCACAGCUUUAAGUUUGGGUACAGGUACCCAGAAAUUCAGCUUUGCUGUGAGACGAAGCCCGUUAAUGGUUACAACCCGCUAAGGUUUAUUUUUGCAAAAUGUAGUAUCUCAUAGAAUAAUUUUCCCUGGCGAUCUUUCCUCUCAAAAUGUUUACUUUAUCGCAUGCACUGGUUUGGAAACCUCAUUAUUCACUACGCCACCAGGGGGCGCUGGGUGUCUGCGGCUUAAGCUCACCCUGGGCUUUGGAAGCAAUAGAUCUCUCUCUCUCUCUCUCUCUCUCUCUCUCUCACACACACACACACACACACUCUGCCUGUCUCUCUGGGCAAUUAUGCAGGGUGCACAGCAAACAUGAAUUCUGCAUGUGUACCAGGGCAUGCACAUCAAUGUUUCCUGUGGAUGACACUCAUGUGUAUGCAUAGAAUCUUUUAAUUGCUUGUGUAUUUAUUUAUUAAUUUGGAACAUCUGUGCUCUCGACAUGUAAA